AUGUCUUUGAGCCGUGAGGAUAGUGUGUUUUUGACCAAGUUGGCUGAGCAAGCCGAGAGAUAUGAGGAGAUGGUGGAGAACAUGAAGGAUGUUGCCUCUGCUGGACAGGAGUUGAGUGUCGAGGAGAGAAACUUGUUGUCUGUUGCAUACAAGAACGUUAUUGGUGCUCGCAGAGCUUCCUGGAGAAUUGUCUCUUCCAUUGAGCAGAAAGAAGAGAGCAAAGAGAACUCGGAACACCAAAUCAAAUUGAUCAAGGACUACCGUGCCAAGAUCGAGGCAGAGCUAACUAAGAUCUCCGACGACAUCUUGUCGGUGCUAGAUAAGCACUUGAUCCCAUCCGCCUCCUCCGGCGAGUCUAAGGUCUUCUACUACAAGAUGAAAGGUGACUACCACCGUUACUUGGCUGAGUUCUCCCAAGGCGACGUGAGAGAAAACGCUACCAAGGCCUCCCUAGACGCUUACCAAAAGGCCUCCGAAAUCGCCACCACUGAAUUGCCACCAACCCACCCUAUCAGAUUGGGUUUGGCUCUAAAUUUCUCCGUGUUCUACUACGAGAUCCAAAACUCUCCAGACAAGGCUUGCCAUUUGGCCAAGCAGGCUUUCGACGACGCUAUCGCAGAAUUGGAUACUUUGUCUGAAGAAUCCUACAAGGACAGUACUUUGAUCAUGCAAUUACUAAGAGAUAACUUGACCUUGUGGACUUCUGACAUGUCUGAGGCCGAUGACCAAAAGAAUGAAGAAUCUAAGUGA
Nakaseomyces glabratus is the source of this 750-nucleotide messenger RNA. RefSeq names its product 14-3-3 family protein BMH2 (gene BMH2). Gene Ontology annotation, cellular component: cytoplasm. Gene Ontology annotation, biological process: intracellular protein localization; signal transduction. Lineage: Eukaryota; Fungi; Ascomycota; Saccharomycetes; Saccharomycetales; Saccharomycetaceae. The record is from RefSeq and is a predicted model, not a curated record.